UCGAUAAGUAUCGAUAAGUUUCCCAUCACUAUCGGCUAACGUUACCGCGUGCUUGAAGGUAGAUUGAUUUAUCGUGUUAUUAUCAUAAUGGACGACCAGGACGAAUACGAAACCUUCCUGGCUAUUCACAAACCUCAACUAGAGGCAUCCGGUGUGCCGGGUCACCUAUGGCCAGAGCUGUUCUACAAACUUAAACAUCAGGUCUUCGAUGCCGGCGAGAGUUUCACCCUACUGUAUGUGGAUUAUGACGACAACCAACGUUCUGAAGAGGAUCCAAUUUGGACUGUAGCAGUAACGAAGGAGGGAGGCAUCCGAGCGGACAGUCCUGCAGAGAUAUACUUGGUGGAUCAUGCGUGGACCUUUCGUUCGGACAAUGCACGCCAAUUACUGAACGAGCAUCCGUCCCUGGUGAACCGGCUUGCUGUCAUGAUGGGAAUCGACCAACAAGAUGUGCCUAGCUCCGUAAUUAUCUCCAAUAUAUUAAACGACAUUUGGAAAUGGUGCUGCAUGAACUCCUUAAAUGCAGAAGGCCUGUCAGUAGAAAACAAAAUGCCAAUUUGGUACGUGAUGGAUGAAUUGGGUAGCGGAAUUUUGCACAGUGACACACCCAACUGUAGAGUUGUGCCGUUCAUUCACGUACCUGAGCAGAUGACCUACAGUUUACUGUUUCCAAUCAAAAACUUUCAAGAAGGAGACCAACUCUAUCGUGAUUUCGUGGAAGGAACACCUAGUGAAUGUAUGGAGCGCAAAGCGCUGCUUUUGCCCUGGCGCUACACUUCAUUCACUGAAGAAAGUUUUUCCCAGAAGGAACCCUCCAAAGAUUAUUUCCUCGCUGGUCAUCUGGAAGAAUCCUUGCCCAAUGAGGAUGCUGCGCCGCCUCUUGUUGAUGGAAACCGUCCUCUUAAAGUGUACUCGCAGUAUGAAAUGGUAAGUCAGUAUCUUACAGACGCUGCAUUUGAGUUUGUGGACAACUCCGAAGAUGCGGAUAUCCUUUGGAUGACAACUCAUUUCAAACAAUAUCGCGAAUUCAGUGAAUCAACACCCAAUAAGUUCAUAAAUCAGUUUCCGUUCGAGAAUGUUAUCACAAUCAAAGAUCUUCUCAGCAUCGUCUGCAGACGGAUGGCCAAUAAUAGCAACGAAACGGAUCCACUGGCACCAAAUCCCAAUUGGUUACCAGUGACGUACAAUCUUAAAACUGAAUUGGUUGAGUUUGUAAGUUAUUACCAAAACCGUACCCGAAGAGGUUUCGAUAAUCAUUACAUCAUCAAACCGUGGAACCUCGCUCGCGGUUUAGACACUUACAUCACCAAGAAUUUGUCGCAAAUAAUGCGAUUGCAGCAAACCGGUCCAAAAAUUGUUCAGAAGUAUAUUGACAAUCCUGUACUUUUUCUAAGACCGGAGGUCGAAGGACGGGUAAAAUUUGACAUUCGUUAUGUUUUGUUGCUGAAGAGUGUCGAUGAACUGUCGGCUUACAUUUAUAAUCAGUUCUUUUUGCGUUUCGCCAAUAAACCUUUCGAGUUGAACGAUUUCGACGAUUACGAAAAGCACUUUACUGUUAUGAACUAUUCUCAGUACCAGCUUAGGCACAUGAAGUGCGAAGAGUUUUUAGAGCAAUGGAAGCUGCAAUACCCGGAGCAUGAGUGGUCAACCGUCGAGGAGGAUAUCUGCCAUAUGCUUAAGAAAAUGCUGCAAGGAGCAACACGGUUGCCGCCCCCCUGCGGCAUCAGUCCCAGUGUUCAGUCACGGGCCCUUUACGCUGUUGACUUGAUGCUAGAGUGGUCUGACGGUGGAACCCGCAUGCAGCCCAAAAUCCUCGAGGUUAAUUUUACACCAGACUGCAAGCGUGCCUGCGAAUAUUACCCGGACUUCUAUAACGAUGUUUUCAAUUUACUGUUUUUGGAUCAGGAAAAUUCGGAUACCUUCCGGAGGAUCGCUUGAUGCAAAUUCGCUGGACAAACUUUUGCAACUUUGAAUGAACUAUGGCAGGCAACGGUAAUAAAUGCUAAAAUUACUUUGUUUCUAUACAAUAUUUUUAUUUAGUCAGUCAUGUUUUAUACAUGCCUGUUAAGUUUACUUAUUUGAUUAAUAUAAAUCGCCUAAAAUAUGAAGCAUAACAUGCCAAUAGGGAAGUAUACACAUAUAAUUUAGGCAAAACAUGAGUUGCAUUACGUGCAUCACACGAUAUCAAACACUUAAACAAGCGUUUUAACAUUAUCAAAACAAUACCACGAAAUAUAAUUU
Wyeomyia smithii (pitcher-plant mosquito) is the source of this 2241-nucleotide messenger RNA. It is a transcript of the gene TTLL12, whose product is annotated as tubulin--tyrosine ligase-like protein 12. The transcript has a single exon. Gene Ontology annotation, biological process: protein modification process. Bases 88 to 1938 code for a protein of 616 amino acids. Lineage: Eukaryota; Metazoa; Arthropoda; Insecta; Diptera; Culicidae. The record is from RefSeq and is a predicted model, not a curated record.